This is a messenger RNA of Rana temporaria (common frog), 1177 nucleotides long. Its product is annotated as C-type lectin domain family 10 member A-like. The coding region runs from base 46 to 906 and encodes 286 amino acids. Lineage: Eukaryota; Metazoa; Chordata; Amphibia; Anura; Ranidae. The record is from RefSeq and is a predicted model, not a curated record. The transcript is spliced from 10 exons.
CGCAAAUUGAGCAGAGCACAGAAUCGGGUUUGUCUGCAGCCUGCAAUGAAGGGAGCUAAAAACCCAGAGAGGGAAUCAGAGUGCUCUUAUGAGGAGAAUACCUAUGCCAAUAUGGGUGAUUUUCAUUUAAAAAGGGUGAAGAAUGCACCAAAAGCCGAAGAGAUUCCGGCUGCCAAGAAUACACAGCCCCGGGUGAUCCUGAUCCUGGGGGUCCUCCUAAUAUUGGCCUUCAUAACUUUGGUCAUCCUCACGACUUUCCUGUUUAUUUCCUAUAAAAGUGUUGGUGAGGAAAUGUCACAGAUGAGGAAUGGUUCUCUUUCCAGUGAAGUUCAGAGCAUUCGGGGAGCUGUGAGGAACCUGGAACAAGUCCAGACAACAAGCAAUUCCGACGUGAAGCGUAAUUUGACAAAUGAAAUCACUGCUUAUUUUUCCAGCGACAUUCAGCGGAUUUUGGGAUUUUUGGGGAAAGUGGCAGAAGAUCUCCAGAAAAUGAAAAGCUCCUCUGAUCCAUUAUGCAGUGAGGGAUGGAUAAAUUAUGGACUCAGCUGUUACUACUUGUCUUCCAAUGGGAAAACAUGGAACGCCUCCAAAAAAGACUGUGAGGACAGGCAGGCCCACCUGGUGGUCAUUAAUGGCAAGGAAGAGAUGGAUUUUCUGCGUAGGAUUGCAAACCAACACUACUUGUGGAUCGGCCUAACGGAUGCGGAUGGAACCUGGAGAUGGGUGGAUGGAACUCCUUAUGACGUAACUCCAAAGUUCUGGGAGAAUAAUCAGCCCGAUGAUUGGAUGGGUCAUGGUCUUGGAGGAGGGGAAGACUGUGCUCAGUUAAAGGAUGGAGUUAAGUGGAAUGAUCUUCACUGUUCAAAGACCUUACGUUACAUCUGUGAGAAGAAGAUGAUCUUCUGAUAUGGACUGAUGGUCACCAGAGGACACCUGAUAUCUCUGUCUACCUUUGCUCCUCCUCCAUCAUACUACAGCCAUAUAGCAUCUACUACUAUAUAAAAUAAUGCUUCAGAAUAUGCUGGGACUUGUUGUUCUUCUAGAAUGGGAGGAUCUCAUCUGCAGUUUUCAACUUGAACUCCAGCCCUGUUUUUAGUCUUUCACAGUUCUAUAGGCUCCUGUAUUUCAUCACAAUGUGCAUUAGAAGCUACAAAGAGAGGGAGCUGCGGUGGCUCAA